GUCAUCUUGGAGGCCUGGGUGAAGGGCGUGAACCCCAAAGGCAACUCCACCAACCCCAGCAACUGGGACUUCGGCAGCAGCUUCUUCUUUGCGGGCACGGUCGUCACCACCAUAGGGUACGGGAACCUGGCGCCCAGCACCGAGGCAGGCCGGGUCUUCUGUGUCUUCUACGCGCUGGUGGGCAUCCCGCUCAACGUGGUCUUCCUCAACAGCCUGGGCACGGGGCUGCGCGCCCAGCUGGCGGCCCGAGAGAGGUGGGAGGAGCGGCCCCUGCGCUCCCAGCUCCCGCAGGUCCUCGGCCUGGGCCUGGGCCUGACCCUGGGCACCCUGGCCACCCUGGUCCUCCCGCCUGUGGCCUUCAGCCACGUGGAGGGCUGGAGCCUCAGCGAGGGCUUCUACUUCGCCUUCAUCACUCUCAGCACCAUCGGCUUCGGGGACUACGUUGUGGGCAGGGACCCCAGCAAGUACUACGUCUCGGUGUACCGGAGCCUGGCCGUCCUCUGGAUCCUCCUGGGCCUGGCGUGGCUGACGCUGCUCCUCUCCCUGGGCCCCGUGCUUCUGCGCAGGUGCUCUCGGCUCUGGCUGCUGGUCAGGGGCCUCGGUCUCCAGGAAGGGCCAGCCCCUGACCCUGAAGGGCUCCCCAGACCUAAGAAGAGCCCCAUCUCUGCAUAAGGCCCCCCACUGGCCCAGCGGCCCCCCAGCCUCCCCAGCCCAGGCCGCCUGCCCUCGGGGUUUCCGCCCUGCCGCCUCCCCUCCCAACCACUCGCUCCCCAGCGGGAGCUCUGCAGAGGGAGACAGACCCGUGGGGCCGGGAAGGACACACGGAGGAGCUGCGGGACAGGCUCAGGGCGGGUGUGGGGUAGGGGUGCACCUGCUCCCCGAGCCCCUGCCCCUCGGAGGUGACCUGGAAAAGUCACGGGAGCUGGGUCCCUGUGGCCAGAGCUCCACUGUCCUCCCAACUCCCCCCGGACACCUUAGACAGACAAAGGUGGCGUCGCUGUCUCACUGGAGAGGCACGUAGUGUGCAUCUGCCAAGACCCGCUGUGUGCCAGGCGUGGUGCCAGUCUGGGGGCGCAGCAGGGGUCGUCCUGCCUUUGCUGAGCCUUGGCUGGGCGGGCCAAGGAGAAGGAGGCAGCCGCAGCCCAGCGCCCAGAAGGCCUCUGUGGCACAGAUGGGGGAGCACGGCAGUGCGUGGGGGCCCCUGGGUGGCCGAGCCCUCUGAGCAGCCCUGCAGCCAGAUUGGGGGGCACUGCAGAGGCUGCUCUGGGCAGGGCCUGGAGGAGGGGCCCACAGCGCAGAGGGACCCAGCUUACAUCCGGGACCUGCGGACACCCCAGAGAGGCCCGGGGCGCUGAAGACCCCUGCACUCCACAGCCCUGGACUCUCCCUCUGCUCAGGGAGGAGGGACGCAGGGGCUCCCUGGCCGCUGUCUUCUUGCCUUCCAAGAGCACAGAGAAGUGACAGCAGGGUCCCGCUUCUCUGAGCGCACGGUGGCUGGGAGACCCCGCAGAGCCUGCAGGUGGCAGCCCUUGGGGACGUCCUGGGACUGGGACUUAGGCGGGAAUCUGAGACAAUAAAGUCAUUUCUGCUUCUCCUUCCCCA
Messenger RNA from Chinchilla lanigera (long-tailed chinchilla), 1602 nucleotides. Its product is annotated as potassium channel subfamily K member 16. Gene Ontology annotation, cellular component: membrane. The record is from RefSeq and is a predicted model, not a curated record. Gene Ontology annotation, biological process: potassium ion transmembrane transport; stabilization of membrane potential. Gene Ontology annotation, molecular function: potassium ion leak channel activity. NCBI's taxonomy places the organism in Eukaryota, Metazoa, Chordata, Mammalia, Rodentia, Chinchillidae.